This is a messenger RNA of Pistacia vera, 1765 nucleotides long. RefSeq names its product cytochrome P450 90B1-like. The transcript is spliced from 8 exons. The record is from RefSeq and is a predicted model, not a curated record. Gene Ontology annotation, biological process: sterol metabolic process. Lineage: Eukaryota; Viridiplantae; Streptophyta; Magnoliopsida; Sapindales; Anacardiaceae. Gene Ontology annotation, molecular function: iron ion binding; heme binding; oxidoreductase activity, acting on paired donors, with incorporation or reduction of molecular oxygen. Bases 216 to 1697 code for a protein of 493 amino acids.
GGUUAGAGACAGCUAAAGAAGGUAUUUUUAUUAGUAUAAAUACGAAGGAAAGUCCAUUGGUUUCAAAAUGUUUUUAUUUAUUUAUAUAUAUUAAAUUUGGUUUCAUCAGAACCAUCUUUCAUAAACUCCGAAAAGGAACUUCCUUUUCAGUACAUGAAGAAGUUGAGAAAAGUAGAAAUCUAAUUUCGUGUUAUCACAAAACAUCUAAACAGAUUAUGGAGAGAGAGACUGAGAGUCAGCCAUUCUCCAUGUCUGACUCAGACCAUAUUCUCUUACUUUUAUCAUCAAUUUUAGCUCUUCUUAUUAUCUUCAUUCUAAUCAAUAGAAAGAAAACCAGAUUUAAUCUUCCACCGGGCAACAUGGGGUGGCCUUUUAUUGGAGAAACCAUUGGUUAUUUGAAGCCUUACUCUGCUAUAUCAGUAGGCGAAUUCAUGGAACAUCACAUAGCAAGGUAUGGAAAAAUCUACAAGUCAAGUUUGUUUGGCGAGCCGACGAUAGUCUCUGCAGAUGCCGGGCUGAAUAGAUUCAUAUUUCAAAACGAAGGGAAAUUGUUUGAAUGCAGCUAUCCAAGAAGCAUAGGUGGAAUUCUCGGAAAAUGGUCUAUGUUGGUUCUCGUUGGAGACAUGCAUAGAGACAUGAGAAUUAUAUCUCUCAACUUCUUGAGCCACGCCAGGUUAAGGACUCAUCUAUUGAGAGAAGUGGAGAACCAUACCUUUCUUGUUUUGAAUGCAUGGAAGGAUAAUUCUGUACUUUCUGCUCAAGAUGAAGCCAAGAAGUUCACUUUCAAUUUGAUGGCGAAACAUAUUAUGAGCAUGGACCCUGGCAAACCUGAGACUGAGCGGUUAAAAAGAGAAUAUGUUACUUUCAUGAAAGGAGUUGUAUCGGCACCUUUAAAUUUGCCUGGAUGUGCAUACAGAAAGGCCUUACAGUCUCGAUCAACCAUCCUGAAAUUUAUUGAGGAAAAAAUGAAAGAGAGAAUCCAAAAAAUGGAGGAUGGACAAGACGACAUGGAGCAAGAUGAUCUUCUAGGGUGGGUUUUGAAGCAUUCGAAUCUUUCAACAGAGCAAAUUCUUGACUUGGUACUAAGUUUGCUCUUUGCCGGCCAUGAAACUUCAUCAGUUGCAAUAACUUUAUCUAUCUACUUCUUGCAAGGUUCCCCUGCAGCUGUUAAACAGUUACAGGAAGAACACCUUCAGAUUGCCAGAGCCAAGAAGCAAUCAGGAGAGAAGGAGUUGAACUGGGAAGACUACAAGAAAAUGGAAUUCACCCAAUGUGUUGUGAGUGAGACACUUAGACUUGGAAAUGUUGUAAGAUUUCUCCACAGAAAGGCUCUGAAAGACGUACGGUACAAAGGUUAUGACAUUCCGAGUGGGUGGAAAGUACUUCCAGUAUUAGCAGCAGUGCACUUGGAUUCUUCUCAUUUUGACCACCCCCAACACUUCAAUCCAUGGAGAUGGCAGCAGCAGCAAAACAGUGGAAGUAGCGGGGCAACAAACAAUUAUUUCAUGCCAUUUGGUGGAGGACCUCGGCUCUGCGCUGGAUCAGAACUAGCAAAACUGGAAAUGGCUGUUUUUAUCCACCAUUUGGUUCUGAAUUACCAUUGGGAAUUAGCUGAACCGGAUCAAGCAUUUGCUUUCCCUUUUGUGGACUUUCCAAAAGGCUUACCCAUCAGAGUUAAGCACCAGCCUUUGUUAUAAUUAAUUCAUGCUCAUGCUCAUGCUCAUGCAUGCAUGAAUUAAUUUCAAAAAAGAGACCUCUCUCUCUC